Molecule: messenger RNA, 1622 nt
Organism: Euleptes europaea (tarantolino)
Lineage: Eukaryota; Metazoa; Chordata; Lepidosauria; Squamata; Sphaerodactylidae
Gene: PSMD11
Product: proteasome 26S subunit, non-ATPase 11
Exons: 14
Coding region: 40-1308 (422 amino acids)
Biological process (GO): ubiquitin-dependent protein catabolic process
Cellular component (GO): proteasome regulatory particle, lid subcomplex
Molecular function (GO): protein binding; structural molecule activity
Source: RefSeq, a predicted model, not a curated record
CCGGCGUGAGUGAGCGAGUUUGGGCUUUUUUUUUUAAAGAUGGCGGCUGCAGCGGGCUUGGAGUUCCAGCGAGCCCAGUCCUUGCUCAGCACCGACCGCGAGGCCUCCAUCGGCAUCCUUCACUCCAUCGUGAAGCGUGAUGUCCAAGAGAACGAUGAAGAGGCAGUGCAGGUCAAAGAGCAAAGCAUCUUGGAGCUGGGAGGUCUUCUCGCCAAAACGGGACAAGCUGAAGAGCUUGGAGGACUCUUGAAAUAUGUGCGUCCAUUCUUGAACUCCAUCAGCAAGGCGAAGGCAGCUCGCUUGGUUCGGUCUCUGCUAGACCUGUUCCUGGACAUGGAGGCAGCAACGGGACAAGAGGUCGACUUGUGUCUUGAAUGCAUUGAGUGGGCCAAAUCAGAGAAGAGGACGUUCCUGCGCCAAGCUCUGGAGGCAAGGCUGGUGUCUUUGUACUUUGACACUAAAAGGUACCAGGAGGCAUUGCAAUUAGGCUCACAGCUUUUGCGGGAGUUGAAGAAGAUGGAUGACAAGGCCCUGUUAGUGGAAGUCCAGCUGCUAGAGAGCAAGACCUAUCAUGCCUUGAGCAACCUGCCAAAAGCGAGAGCAGCAUUAACCUCUGCCCGAACCACAGCCAACGCGAUAUAUUGCCCACCCAAGCUGCAGGCAGCCCUGGAUAUGCAGUCAGGCAUCAUCCAUGCAGCAGAAGAGAAAGACUGGAAGACUGCAUAUUCUUAUUUUUACGAGGCAUUCGAGGGUUACGACUCCAUCGACAGCCCCAAAGCCAUCACGGCGUUGAAAUACAUGUUGCUGUGCAAGAUCAUGCUGAACUUGCCUGAGGAUGUGCAGGCCCUGGUGAGUGGCAAGCUUGCCCUACGAUAUGCUGGCAGACAGACAGAAGCACUGAAGUGUGUGGCACAGGCCAGUAAAAAUCGAUCACUGGAUGACUUCAAGAAGGCUCUGAAAGAUUAUAAAGUGGAACUCAGGGACGACCCCAUCAUUAAUACACAUUUGGGCAAACUUUAUGAUAACUUACUGGAACAGAAUCUGAUCCGGGUCAUUGAGCCGUUUUCCAGAGUGCAGAUUGAACACAUAUCUAGCCUUAUCAAGUUGUCAAAGGCGGAUGUGGAAAGGAAACUCUCACAGAUGAUCCUGGACAAGAAGUUCCACGGGAUCCUUGACCAAGGGGAAGGCGUCCUGAUCAUUUUUGAUGAACCGCCUGUAGACAAAACGUACGAAGCUGCUCUGGAGACCAUUCAAAACAUGAGCAAAGUAGUGGAUUCGCUAUACAACAAAGCCAAGAAGCUAACAUAGAGUUGGGAACUGUUGCCUGUUGCUUUGGAGAGUGGGUGCGUGAAAUCCUUUUUGGGGGGGAACAAAAGGCUGGAAGACUGGUGGUUUUUUUCUCCCCCCCUCCCCCAUUUUGCUCUACUUUUUCACUUGGAAAGUUUUAAGACUUCCUCAUCUGAUCCAUCCUGUCUAUACAAUUGUGUGUUCCAGUUUCCAUGUAACCUUUCACCUGCUGAACUUUGUACUGGGAUGGGGAAAUAAUGUUUUAAAAAGGAAAAAGAUUUUUUUGGUGGGGAUGGGGCAGUGGAGGGAGGGGAGGAAGCAGUGGCUGUAUCCUG